CCCUCUGGGCAGGAAGACAAACAGGGCUGGAACAGAACGGGACAGGAGGACGGAAUGUCCCCUGGGCAGAGCGGGACUGGAGGCCCCUGCCCCCCAUCAGCCAGGAGGGAGGGGAUGAGGGCAACUGCUGGCUCCCUCCACCCAGCUGCCCCCUUCUGUGCCUCCCACCCACUUGCACUGAGGGGUUCUUUCCCAUCUGGAGAGUCAGAAGAGUCCACUCCCCUCCCUCCAUCAUGCCUGUGGGUUGGGCUACAGGUCUCCUGCUCGUGGGUGAGGUUGAUGGCCUCUGGGUUUUAGGAAGGGGCAGCUUCCCCUCCUAGAGUUUUGCGUCCGUGGAGGUUGGCGGGGACGUCACAAGAAAGGAAUUAGAAGAAUAAAGGCUUUGGAACUUCACUGCCUGACUUCAAAUCCCAGCUCCACCACUUAAUGGCUUUGUGACUUUUGGGGCAAAGGACUUCACUUUCCAGAGCCUCAGUUUCCCCUUUGUGAAGUGGAGGUUUAAAGUGCUCUCUGCCUAGGGCUUUCUUAGGAUUGAAUGAGUACACAUAGGCUGAGUCCUUACUUAGUGCAACGCCAGACCCAUAAAUGCUUAGCAACUUAUAGCUGCUUAUUAAUGGUUUUAUCAAUAGUAUCAAUAUAGAUAAGAUUACACAUACUAUACUAUAUGUAACAUACUCUAUAAUUUUCUUCCCCAAAACUAUAAUUUGGAUUCAGACAGACCUGGAGUUUGACUUUUAAGACAGUGGCAGAAACAGGGAGAAGUACUGAAAUCUGGAGAUAAACCCAGGGCCAUACAACAGAGGAAACUGAAGAGUUUAGGAAGACCAGCGUUCAAACCCUGGCUUCACUCCUUGUGGGCAAGCACUGCACCUCUCUGUGCCUGGGCUUCAUCUGUUCAACGGGGAAAAUGUUACUACCUUCCUUCUAGGGAUGUCUGAGCUAAACGGGUUAAUGUCAGUUACACACUCGGCACGGGGUCUGACCUAAUAGUAAAAGCUGGAUAAGUGGUAGAUAUUUCUGAAAAAAAAUGACACUCAUCCUCUCCUCCCAACCCCACAUGCAGAAUUCAGGCAUUUGAAGUGGAUUAAAGGGCAGAGAUGAGUGGUGAGCCGUUGGCCCUGGGGUUGGUUUGCUGUGUCACCCUGGCAGGGCCCCUGUUGGUGGGUCGUUGGACUUUGAGAUCUGUACUCCAAGAUUCUGAGGACUCAGCUCAGCUGAGGAGGGGAAAGGGCAGAAGAGGGGGUUCUGGGAGACUGUAGGGCAGGGGGCCUGGAGGCGUCUUCUUGCGCCCUCCGUUCCCUGGCUCCUGGCCAGCUCUGCCAGCCCCCUCCCAGCCGGAGGCCUCCCUGUUCCCCGGUCUUCCCAAGCCCGGAGAAUAAACAGCAGAUAAGUCAGGGAGGGGACAGAGCGGCCCUGGGCACGCCUUGGAGAGGAGUGAGGCACCGGAGGGCAGCAUGGGCUGGCGCCGGGACAGAUAAAACCUGAGGCAAGGAGCGACUCCACGGUAUAAUCCACCCAGGCCCAGAGAGCUCCGGCAACUCGCCCGGGCCACACUGCGAGGCCAGCACAGUCGCGGCUCUGCCGUCUCUGAACCCGAGACCCAUGUGGCAGCAACCCACGUGCUUGUCCCAUCCAACUCUUUCCCUUCCCGGGGCGCCGCCAGUGAACGCUGCCCAUGCCCGCAGGUCGAGCACGGAGCUGCGCAAGGAGAAGUCCCGGGAUGCGGCCCGCAGCCGGCGCAGCCAGGAGACCGAGGUGCUGUACCAGCUGGCGCACACGCUGCCCUUCGCGCGCGGGGUGAGCGCCCACCUGGACAAAGCCUCCAUCAUGCGCCUCACCAUCAGCUACCUGCGCAUGCACCAACUCUGCGCCGCAGGGGAGUGGAACCAGGUGGGAGCAGGGGGCGAACCACUGGAUGCCUGCUACCUGAAGGCCCUGGAGGGCUUCGUUAUGGUGCUCACCGCCGAGGGAGACAUGGCUUACUUGUCAGAGAAUGUCAGCAAACACCUGGGCCUCAGUCAGCUUGAGCUGAUCGGACACAGAGUCUUUGAUUUUGUCCAUCCCUGUGACCAAGAGGAGCUUCAGGACGCCCUGACUCCCCGGCAGAGCCUGUCCAAAAAGAAGCCGGAGGCCCCCACCGAGCGGUGCUUCUCCUUGCGCAUGAAGAGCACCCUCACCAGCCGCGGGCGCACCCUCAACCUCAAGGCGGCCACCUGGAAGGUACUGCACUGUUCUGGACACAUGAGGGCCUACAAGCCCCCUGCACAGUCUUCCCCGGCCGGGAGCCCCCACUUGGAGCCCCCCCUGCAAUGCCUGGUGCUAAUCUGUGAAGCCAUCCCCCACCCUGGCAGCUUGGAGCCCCCGUUGGGCCGGGGGGCCUUCCUCAGCCGCCACAGCCUGGACAUGAAGUUCACCUACUGUGAUGAGAGGAUUGCGGAGGUUGCUGGCUACAGCCCUGAUGACCUGAUUGGCUGUUCUGCCUAUGAGUACAUCCAUGCGCUGGACUCAGAUGCAGUCGGCCAGAGCAUCCAUACCUUGCUGAGCAAGGGCCAGGCAGUAACGGGGCAGUACCGCUUCCUGGCCCGGAGUGGUGGCUACCUGUGGACCCAGACCCAGGCCACAGUGGUGUCGGGGGGCCGGGGCCCCCAGUCUGAGAGUAUCGUCUGCGUCCAUUUCCUGAUCAGCCGGGUGGAAGAGACCGAAGUGGUGCUGUCCCUGGAGCAAACGGAGCGACACUCUCGCAGACACGUUCAGCGGGGCACCCCCUCUCAGAAGGAUGCCCCUAAUCCUGGUGACAGCCUUGACACCUCUGGUCCCCGGAUCCUAGCCUUCCUGCACCCCCCUGCCCUGAGUGAGGCCGCCCUGGCCGCUGACCCCCGUCGUUUCUGUAGCCCUGACCUCCGUCGCCUCCUGGCACCGAUCCUGGAUGGGACUUCAGUAGCCGCUACCCCCAGUGCACCCCCAGCCCCACGACGCCCCCGAAGUCCUCUUCCGGCUGAUCUCCCAGAUGAACUACUUGUGGAUGUGGAGAAUGCACACAAACUCUUCGCCUCUGGGAAAGACCUUGAGGCAGUGGAGACAGAUCUAGAUAUAGCUCAGGACGUCGAUGCUCUGGACUUGGAGAUGCUGGCCCCCUACAUCUCCAUGGAUGAUGACUUCCAGCUCAACUCCAGUGAGCAGCUACCCAGGGCCUACCACAGACCUCCAGGGGCUGUCCCCCGGCCCCGUGCACGGAGCUUCCACGGCAUGUCGCCCCCAACCCCUGAGCCCUCCCUGCUGCCCCGCUGGGGGAGUGACCCCCGGCUGAGCUGUUCCAGCCCCUCCAGAGGGGACCCCUCAGCAUCCUCCCCCAUGGCUGGGGCUCGGAAGAGGGCCCUGGCCCAGAGCGCAGAGGACGAGGCAGAGGGGGUGGAGCUGCUGGGAGUGAGACCCCCCAAACGGUCCCCCAGCCCAGAACCCGAAAACUUCCUGCUGCCUCCCCUCAGCCUGAGUUUCCUUCUGACAGGAGGACCAGCCCCAGGGAGCCAGCAGGAUCCCAGCACCCACCUCCUAGAACUGAAUGAGCCCCUGGGCCUGGGCCCCUCCCUGCUCUCUCUCUACCCGGACGAGGACACCGCCCAGCCCAGGAGCCACUUUCAGCCAGCGGCAGGCUUGGCCCAGGCCAACUGAGCCAGGUCCUCUUCCCACCUCCCUUCUCCCCCCACAAGAAAGGACGUCAAUCAUACUCCAAGCCGGCAGCCAAUGCACAGGACGGAGGUGCCGGGAGAGGGGCUCCCUCUCUCCUCUCGGUGACCCCCGCCCGCCUCAGGCCUACCUCAGUCCCCACCCCUCUGCCCCACCCCCACUGUCUGGGGGUGCUCCGGGGUGGUCUCAGCUCAGUGACCUCUGGGAGGGGGUCCCUGGCCCCCUCCUGCUUCUCUCAGGACUUCCCUUGGGGUUCUCAGUACCGGUUACCUCAUCCUUUUCUCCAAUUCUCUUGGCUUUAUUUUCGGUAAUUAGGGGUGGGGGAGUUUGGGGCUCAGGUCUGCGUUUCUGGGCUUGGGGGAGUAUUGAUAACCAGAAGGACCUUGCUUUCCAUCCAUCUUUCUUUCAUUCUUAUUUUUAUUUUUGUUGCUUUCAUGAUAUGUUUUUCAUCGCUACGAACUGCCUGGGGUCCACAAGAAUGUGGGACCCUGAUCUUCCCACCAACUCAGGUGUCAAUGGGGACGGCAGGCCUCUGGGCCAGACCUCACCCCCGGCGACUCCUGAUUGAGCCCUUAGCCUCCCAAGCGGCCACCCAGCUCUACCCGCCCCUCCGCUCUGGACUUCUGCUGGCUCCUGCCUGACCUGGACCCCGACUCCAUAGGUGGUCUUCCUAUCCCAGGUGUAGCUUCCGACCUCUGCUUCCAGACCAUACCACCUCCAACCCUUUCUGGUUCUAGACCUUGCAUCCUCCAAACCGCUGUGAUUCCGGAUCUCACCGUCUUCUCCUUCUGGACCCCACAAUCUCCAACUCUGUCUAUCUUUCUACUUCACGCUUUCUAAAGUUGUCUGGUUCUAGGCCUCACAACCUCCAACUCCCUCAGGCCUAGGACCACCAGAACCCUCUGGUUCUAGAGCUCACGCUCCGCCUUCCUCUGGUUCUAGAGCUCUCCCCACAGGUCUCCCUUCUUCUCAAUGGCACAUGCUCCUACUCCUGCUGAUUCCAGCUCUUACAACCAGAUUUCUUCUGAUUUUGGAACCCCACAUCCCCAAGCUUGGAAUUGGUUCUAGUCUUCCUGAUCUGUAACGCAUUUCGUUCCAAAUCUAGACUUCGUGAUGUCUCAAUCAUUUUGAUUCAUGAUGCCCAGCUCAUCCCUUUUCAACUCUACACUCGAGACUUGCUUCUCCCAUCAAAAAGAAGUAAAAUGGGUUUCAUGUCUUGACCUUAUGGGUUUCGUGUCUGGACCUUUCAGAACCAGACACAAUGUUCCAGUUCUCUUUUGCUCUCGACCUCAUCAUCGCUACCACUGACUGGUCCUGGACUAUACAACCUUUAUACUUUGCAGUUUCCAGGGCCCUCUGAUUCCAGAUCUGAUGAUCUCCCUUUCUUCUGGUUCUAGUAAUGGGCUUCAAAUGUCUUCUGAUUCCAGACCUCGUCCUAUAAAUUUCCUUGAUUCUAGACCUCACAAUCUCCAAUUGCCCCUCAUUCCACAUCUUAUGACUCCAAACUACCACGUAUCUAGAACUCAGCCUUCAAACAUCUUCUGAUUACAGACCUUGCCUUAUAAAUUUUUCUGGUUCUAGACCUUACAGCUUUAAAUUCCUGAUUCUAGACCUUACAACUCCCAAAUCCCUCUGGUCCUAGAACUUGGUCUUCAGACUUUUUCAAAUUCUAGUCCUUACUCUGUAUCUCUGGUUCUAGACCUCACAGCGUCCAAGUGCCUCUAUUUCAGAUCCACAUUCUUUUGGCUCUAGAACUCAGCCUCCAAAGGCUUCUGAUUUUAGAAUCUGGACCUUGCCCUGUAGAUUCCUCUAGUUCUGAAUCUUAAGACCUCUGACUCCCUCACUCCAGACCCCACCCUCCUAACUCUAUUCUGGGCUUCCCGCCCAACUCAACUUGCUCUAAUUACUACUCUCUGCCUUAAGUCUUCCCAUUCCAGAUCCCUACCCUCCAGGUCCUUGAGCUAAUGGACUUCAUGCUCAAGCCUUUCCAUUCUCAGUCUCAUAUCCCUAAAAGUUCUCUGUCCUAGAACCCCCUCCCUCCCCACCUCAGCCCUCAGAUAUGUACUUACUAUUACUUAACCCCAGGUAUCUGGGGAACCUGGGGCUCCCUCACAAUCCAGGUGACUUCCCCAGCCGCACAGGCACACGCACAGCCCUAUCUGCAUAUCAUGGGGUGGGGAGAGAGGCCAGGACUCCUCAGUACUCCACCACCACCUAUGUGUCCCCGUCCCCUUCCCCCAACCUUCUUUCGACGAUGGUGCUAUUCUCGGUCUCCCACAGGAAAAGGCCUCCCUCUCUCAACCCAAUUCACCCCCUUUAUGGAAGGCACUUCUCACUGUUUUGUCAAGGGAUGGCCUGUCCAGAUCGGUGCUAUGAGGGGAAGGGUCUGACCCCUCCCUCUCUCAGCGGGUGACCUAGGCCCUCUAUGGAGGGAACUGUGUGGGCUGGGGGAGGGGAAGGGACUGGACCAGCCAUGCUGGCUGUGAAACCCACUGAUCUCUAAACCCCCAUAAAGAUCUCACCUUGGUA
Molecule: messenger RNA, 6213 nt
Organism: Aethalodelphis obliquidens (Pacific white-sided dolphin)
Lineage: Eukaryota; Metazoa; Chordata; Mammalia; Artiodactyla; Delphinidae
Gene: HIF3A
Product: hypoxia inducible factor 3 subunit alpha
Exons: 14
Coding region: 1603-3669 (688 amino acids)
Biological process (GO): cellular response to hypoxia; regulation of transcription by RNA polymerase II
Molecular function (GO): protein dimerization activity; DNA-binding transcription factor activity, RNA polymerase II-specific; RNA polymerase II transcription regulatory region sequence-specific DNA binding
Source: RefSeq, a predicted model, not a curated record